AUGACGGACCGCUUGCCGCCAAAUCUGCUGAACCUCUUCCAGCCGCGGCCGCCGCUCCGCUAUCUUCCACCACAUGACCAUCCACUGGAACACCGCCGCACAGCACGAAUCGACGGGGUCGCCAGCUUCUUACCAGCGCUCGAGGAGAAGAAGGAGCAUGAGAAGCAUGCUCCGUGGACCGAGUCAGACCUCGAGCGUCGCGACCGCGAGAAGUUCGAAAAACAAGAGCGACAGAAGUGGCUCGUGACGGAGGGCUUCAAGACGCAGUACAACACAUCUUGUGACAUCAACAUCAUCGGAGAUGCUUUCAAGACGAUCUUUGUGAGCCGUCUGCCUUACGACUGCCGGGAACAGGACCUUCAAGCACAAUUUGGAGCCUUCGGCCGAAUUGAACAGAUUCGCAUUGUGAAGGACCGAGGCAACAACCCGAAGACGAAGGGAAAGCCCCGCGGCUAUGCCUUCAUUCUGUACGAUUCGGAGCGCGGUGCAAAGAGUAAGGCCCCCUCUUCAAUGAUCUUAAGACAUUGCUAACAUACUCAUAGCCGCAUACAAGGCCGCCGAGCGCAUGAGCAUCGGGGGCAGAGAAGUUAUUGUCGACGUCGAGAGAGGCAGGACCGAGCCGGGAUGGAGGCCGCGCCGCUUUGGUGGUGGCCUAGGAGGUCGCAACUACAUCAAGGCGAUACAACAGAGAAGCUAUGGCUUGCCCCCGGGUGCUGGCGGCUUCCCGCGCCGCGGAGGUUUCGAUCGUGGUGGCUUCCGAGGUGGCAGAGGGGGAGGAUUUCGAGGAGGAAGUCGUGGCGGCUUCGGUGGUCGUGGUGGCAUAGGCUAUCAAAAUGGUGGUCCUCCUGGCGCUCCCUCUGGUCCGCGAACCGGACAUGGCGAUGGCGGCGGCUCACGCCUCAAUGAUCGCGGUUCUCGCAACGCCAACUUCGAGCCACUUCCACCGCGUGGUGGCUAUCGUGAUCGCGACCGCGAGCGGGACCGCGACCGAGACCGAGACCGCGACCGCGACCGCGAUCGGAACCGCGACAGAGAUCGAGACUACAAUAGCGGGCAGAAGCGCCCAUUCGACGGCGGCGGCUACGAUGACCCGAGGCAGGCUCGUCGCCGCUACUGA
Molecule: messenger RNA, 1117 nt
Organism: Lecanosticta acicola
Lineage: Eukaryota; Fungi; Ascomycota; Dothideomycetes; Mycosphaerellales; Mycosphaerellaceae
Source: the annotation of a GenBank genome assembly